UGUAUCAUAAAAGUGUACCUGUUCUUUAAAACUACCUGUUAAGGAUGUUUCCAUUUAUUUUUUUCCAUUUCCACCUGUAGCAGGCAUUGACGAUUUUUCCAGUCAACUCAAACGAAUUCAAGACAACUGCGAUAGUGUCAAACUCGGAAACUUGGAUUGAACUCGAGCAGUUUAAGGAUCGAGACUUGGCUUGAUGAGAGGAAAACCCGCGAGACGCGAGUGCUUCCUCUGACAAUUAUCAUGGGCACCAUGUGCCCCUCGCCGUGCGCGUAAUUGCUGCUGUGGAGGAACCACACAUUAUGAGACGCCAUGGCAUGGUGUGAUCGAAGGGUUCAGACUUUGCUGGCCGUUGUGGGGGCCUUCGUCGCCUUCAGCCUCAUGACCAUCGCCAUCGGCACCGACUACUGGCUUUACUCCCGGGCGUACAUCUGCAACGCCACUAAUGCCUCCGCGGACGACUCCCAGAUGCAAACCAAGAAAGUCAAAGGCGACCUGACGCACUCCGGGCUGUGGAGGAUCUGCUGUAUCGAAGGAAUAAACAAAGGAAGCUGUUUUCGGAUCAAUCAUUUUCCAGAGGAUAACGACUAUGAUACAGACAGCUCAGAGUACAUCUUACGUAUAGUGCGCGCAUCAAGUCUAUUCCCCAUUCUCAGCACCGUUCUGCUGAUGUUGGGUGGCCUGUGUGUGGGGGUUGGACGCAUCUACAACAACAAGAACAACAUUCUGCUCAGUGCUGGCAUCCUGUUUGUGGCUGCAGGCCUGAGCAACAUCAUCGGAAUCAUCGUCUACAUCUCCAGUAACGCCGGGGAUCCCAGUGACAAGAAAGACGAGGACAAGAAGAACCACUACAACUACGGCUGGUCCUUUUACUUUGGCGCUCUCUCCUUCAUCGUGGCUGAAUCAGUGGGUGUUCUCGCAGUCAACAUAUAUAUCGAGAAAAACAAAGAGACACGCUUCCUAGCCCGAAGUGACUUCAUCAAAACCACCUCCUCCUCUUCGCCUUACUCUCGCAUCCCAAGUUACCGCUACAGACGAAGGCGCUCACGCUCCAGUUCGAGAUCAAGUGACCCAUCCCGCGAGCCCUCCCCAGUGGGUAGGAAGAUCGGUGGAGGAAGCGGUGGAGGAGGGUUGGGUAUGGGCUUGCCAAUGGGGGAUAUAUCCCUGUACUCCCUUAGUAGGGACCCUCUGAAGGGCGGAAGUGUGACUGCAGGGCCUUACAGUCCAGAGAGGGACUCUGGGUUUUUACAAGUCCACAACUGCUUCCAGAAAGAUAUGAAAGAUGGAGUGAACAGGAGGACCACGCCGGUAUGAGAAAAGUGCCAAUCUGUGUUUCAUUUGGAGGAAGAGGAAAGGUGAUAUCAAAACAACUUUUCAUCAUAUGACUCAGUAUCUCUAAGGGGAAUGCAGACAUUUUGUAGCAACAUCUGAAGAGUUUAAUUGGAAAUUGUGAUACCCACUAUUUGUGAGUGACGUCUUACAGAAAGGCUGAAAUAUGUCGUACAUGUUCUGGUAUUCUUUAAAGGAUAAUUGCCUGAUAAAAGAAUUAAGCUUUUACAGACUUGAUGCUCAAUAUAAUAAAGAUUCUGAAUAUUGAACUUCAGGUAAUGCUUUUCUGCUAAAAUAGAUGUGUAGUGUUUUGGAAAUGUUUCUUUUAAAAGGAGACAAAUAUCUAUUUGUCUCCAAAAUGAUAUGCUAAAAUGAAGUGAUUCAUGUGAUUAAGCAUUAUUGUAUUGUAUUUGUUUGUAACUUUAACACAACUGGUGCUAACUUAAUCUGUACACCUUUGAUAGUCUUAAGCCUUCUCAACUGCCAUUCAAAUACUUCUACUGUAUCCCAGUAACCUCUUUUUUAAGCUUGUGUGUGAGUCAGGUGAUAAAUAUGUGCGUUACGGUAUGUGAAAUGUAUUAUGGCUCUGAAACACUCCCACACUAUGACACGUGUAUUUCUGUAGAUAUAUAUUAACAAAGGCACACAGCAAUGUCAAUACAUUCCAGUGUGAUGUAUUAGUGUAAACAUUAUUUGUACAGACUGUGUACUUGCUCUCCAUUUGCUCAGGGACGAUGUAUGGAACAAAUUUAUCUUAUUUGUGUCUAUUAUUUCAGUAUUUCUGUACUCUUCUGUGCUGCCCCAUAUUUUGACAACAAGAAACAGGACAGAUGACACCUAUUUUACAACCAACAAGCACAUUGCGUUAUAUGGUUUGAUUUAGUUCUGUAAUGUUUCUGUGAAUCUGCCUAAAGUUGAGUGUUCUGUGUUAACAAAUUGAGCAAGUGUUUGAUUCGAUUAUUUAGUUUUAUCUUUCCAAUUGGGUAAUAUUAAAAUAAAAUGUUUAUAGUGUUAUGUGACAUGAAGUGUAGAGAGGUCACCCAGGAGUGACAUGGUGGAUGUGCAUGUGGACCGUGGAAGAGUUUGUGAGUUGUUGUAUAAGCUCUGUGAAGGACUUUUUCUGUAUUACUUGGGUUCUAGAAUUGCAAGUCUCAAAUCAUGAAAAUGUGUCGUUCCGGUGUUAUGUUAACAUUUCCCCCAAGAGCAAUUGUACUUGCGGCAAGGAAAAACUUCCUUUAAACAGGCAGAAACCACAAACAGAACAUGGCUCUAGGUGGGCGGCUAUCUGCCUCGGCUGGUUGGGGGAGAGGGAGGGAGAUGCAUUGCAACUCCAAUAAUACCUAACUAUAAUAAAUAUAGAACUAUGACUCAAUAAUCAUAGCAGUGGGUAUAAUGGAAUGACAUGAUGAACAGUGGCAUUAUAGUAACACUAAAGAUUGUAGAACUAUGACUAACAAUAAUAACAGUAGCAAUGGGUGUUAAGCAGGACCACGGCAGCAGCCGCAGCCAUGAUCCAGGAGCCACCACAAUCCAAGGAAAACUGCAAGAAAGCCCAAGGACUCUGGGGAAUAAGCUAAGUUAGUAACAUGCAUUAAUGCCACAUGAAUGCACACAGAUGGAGAGAGAGCGAGAGAGAGAGAGAGAGAGAGAGAGAGAGAGAGAGAGAGAGAGAGAGGAGGAGAGAGGAGCUCAGUGGGUCAUAGGAAGUCCCCUGACAGUCUAAACCUAGAGCAGCAUUACUAAGAGCUGGUCAAAGGCAAAACUAAGCCAACCCUAACUAUAAGCGUUAUCAAAAAGGAGCCAAUAAUUAUGUAUAUAGAAGGAAUGAAUCAUUAUGGAAGUUAUUGAUGUUUAUUUGCUCCUUAGCUUCUUUCAGCUGGUCAAAGGUCAUUAACAACUCACCACUGAAUAGGUGCCCUGGCUGACCCUCUCCUUCCAUGCUGGGAUGACAAAAUAAACCAAACUCUAACCCUCAGUCAGGACUACUUUACUCUUUACUUAUUCAGUCAAAUACUGUGAUUUUUAUCGCAUUACAAUUAAAGAACAGAUAUCCUAAAUAGUGACUGGGGAGACUCAACUUAGUAAUUACAGUUAACUUCACUUUUAGACUUGCUUUUGGUUUAUUGCAAAAUAUGAACUGAGAUUUGCUCCACUGCAUUUGUUUUUCUCUAUAAGGGAAGCAUUUUAGCUAAUGACGCGGGGCUGAUGGGCCUGCUAUGCUCUGCUAUGAAACUGCGUGGCAAACAGUCGGGCAACCACAGGGUGUUAAAGGAAAUCGGCAUCAGCCAACUUAAUGCUCGACUGAGCUAACAGGCUCCCAAAUGCUCAUCCAGACUUCAGAAAGCUUGUCUCCUUGUCUCCAAACAAGAACUGGAGCAAAGUGAGCAUUGUUUGUGUGUGAAGGGUUAGUAAAAGUUCAAAUGAUUCAUUCUUGGUACAGUGCACACUUGAUUGGGUUCCAUGUCAGCUUCAUGGUUAGUUUCCCAGUUGAAUAUUUUUUAGCAGCAGUUAGAAUUGGUUUAAUGUUGGUUAGUGAAUCAGUGUUACGGCAGUAACUGUGUAUUUUAACAAACAGUGCUAUGAGAGGCCGUGCAGUCUCUGCAAAGCCUCUGCUCUCCCAGCUACAGUUGUCAUUCAAGUCACUGAUGUGGGGGGAAGGGGAAGCCUUGAAUUAGAGUUGACUUAUUUUUAUUCUGUGUGUGUGUAAUGUAUCUUUGUUAUGCCAAACUGGUCUGCUGACCGUGUUCCCCAUUCCAGUCCAGAAUUAGAGUUAUUCUUCUUCACCGCUCUCCUCUGUCUAUCGCCCAGGCUGUUAAGCCUUGUAAAUGUGAAUGCCAUGGACCCCCACUGGUAUUUUCAUCCACAAGAAAACCGUAUCCCCACUCUUUGCUGUCAUGCAUCAGUGAAAAUGAUCCUCUGGUCAUUGAGAUGAAAAUGGCAGUGUCCCCUCUCCAUGCAGGGGUUAACAUCGGUACCUCACUGUGCAGGACGGAUAAAAUAACGCUUUGGGGUCUCAGCUUAGGUUCUGCCUUUGCAACUUGAUUUGCUGGCGUGACAAAUGGUUCGGCAGCAGUUCACACUUCAGCUAUCUUUAUACUAAACCUGAUGCACCCAAUGCCAUAACAAAGCAUUUACAGCCAGCAAUGGUUUUCUUAAAAAGCAGUUUAUCAGCUAUAACUAGUAAUUAAAUGCUACUAAAAGAUAUUUUUGGAUGUUGUUAUAGAUCAUACAUCUUCUUUUGUAACACUUGAAAGAGAUGACAAAGGCUCAUUGUUGAACAAUAUAAUUACAAAUAUAAUGAUGAUACAGAUUAUGUUUAGUAUAAUGUCUGACAAUAAUGUCAUUAAUUUUCACCAGUGGUGAGAGCAACACCAUAAUCUACACCAUGUUGAUGCUUGAAGAGCAAUGUCAUUUAUUACCAGCCGCAUCAGCGAUGCUUGUAUUGUUUUCAGUUUGUGACACUGUGUGCGUGCGUGUGUGUGUGUGUGUCAAAAUUUGCUCUUUCAGACACCUACUGAAACGAGACUCCCACAGAGUUGGUUUUGAAUACUAAUAUACACACACACACACACACACACACACACACACACACACACACACACACACACACACACACACACACACACUUUAUGUGUCCGUGUAGUGGUGUCAGGCUGGUGUGAUCACAGUACAUGUUAGUUUAACUUUUCCUCCUGAGAGAUUCCGUCUCCACAGACACUCUCUCACCUCCCAAGUUCGUUUAGAAAAUUUAAAGUGGCUAAGAUUCCUCCCAGCAGGGGGCUUGAUUCCUCCCUCCCUGUUGAUAUAUCAGUGCCAUGCUGUCGAUCCAGUAACCACAGGCAUCCAUUAGCAUGACAUCUGUCACUGGGCUAAGACUGGAUUAAGCCAGCAGCAGUUGGAGCUUAACCCUUUUCAUCUGCUAUGACACAUGAAAAACAACAGACUUCCAUGGUGUUUUGUAAUAUAUCCAAUUAUUUUUGCAAUAUUUGCACAGAUGCAGCUUAUCUGAUAGCAAGCAAACAUCACUCACUGUAAACCUGUGAACAAACCCUUUAAACACUACAGGAGAAGGGAAUGAAAACGUUUCUUUAUCCUUAUUACGUUGCAUAACACAUAACCAACAAAAAUAAACUGUGGAUGAUAUUAAGGCAACCAGAUGAAUAACAUAAAAUAAUUUAAAAUAAUACAUUUGUAAAUACAGAAGAGAAUUUGGGCCCUCUGACACCAUUUCUUUUAGUUCAAGUGAAAUGUGUUUGUCUUUAUAGUUUAAGUCAUAAUUGGGAGAUUGGUGCAGAGAGAUUUAUGUUGCAUUCUUUUUAAAGUCAUUUUAUUCAUAAUAGUGUUUUUUUUUAUAAACUUCUUGCACAAAACCCUCAACAUUCUAUGGUCUGCUUGGAACAUUUGCAUUGUUUGUUUCAGUUGAAGACUUAUGUUUAAUGAUAUAAUAACAUAUAGGGCCAAUCAAUAAUAUAUUAUAUAUUGUACUACCGAGCCUGUAAAUACAGUCUCUUUUAUUAUUUCCACGAGAGGUUUAUAAUGUAUAACUGUGCCGAUAAAUUACUCUGAAAUAAAAAAAAAGAGUGACUGA
Perca fluviatilis (European perch) is the source of this 5914-nucleotide messenger RNA. Its product is annotated as voltage-dependent calcium channel gamma-4 subunit-like. Lineage: Eukaryota; Metazoa; Chordata; Actinopteri; Perciformes; Percidae. The transcript is spliced from 5 exons. The coding region runs from base 310 to 1311 and encodes 333 amino acids. The record is from RefSeq and is a predicted model, not a curated record. Gene Ontology annotation, biological process: positive regulation of synaptic transmission, glutamatergic; calcium ion transmembrane transport; postsynaptic neurotransmitter receptor diffusion trapping. Gene Ontology annotation, cellular component: AMPA glutamate receptor complex; voltage-gated calcium channel complex; postsynaptic density membrane. Gene Ontology annotation, molecular function: voltage-gated calcium channel activity; channel regulator activity.